UUAAAUUUUCUUAAACAAAAAACUAACAACUAUUUCUUUUUACAGAAAAUAUUUUGCCUGCUGUUUCUUUACACAAAAGCUGAAGUCCAACCUGAAUAUGAGGAACCACCAGAGGGUUACUAUGCUUUUGUGGAAUCGCCAAACUCUGUUCCACCCAAAGUUCGUCCACCACCAUAUACACAUGUUAACAUUGAUUGUACAGAUGCCCCCAACAAGAAGUCUUCAGUUACCGUAAAUAAUAUUUGUGGUGAUCUUAAUAAGGGUGAGAUUCCAAGGAAUCCAUUGCAGCAAAAUGUGCUCGGUGAACCUUAUCCAUUUGAACUUAUUCGCAAUCAGACCCUCCGAUUUUUAUCAAAGACACUACCCGUAUUGAAAGCCGAUGACACUUUACCGAAAGUAACUCAAAUUAUUCGGGACGAUCCGGUUGAAACAGUAGAAAAUAACAUUGAUAGACAAUACAAUGCACAUGUGCGCAAUCGUAGAAGUUCUGAAAUCCCAGCUUUCACCUAUCCCGAUGUCGAAGUUAAUGAGGAAGAUCAACCUACUCACCAAGAACGGCAAUCGAGAAAAUUCUGUGAUGGAGGUGGAGUCUUUUGCACUCUUUAUCGUGCUAUUCAAGGUGAUUCUGGAGCAACUCAACCUACAGUGGCUGAACGUCGUGAAGAAAACGGUCCCAUUCGAUAUGAAGGACCACCUACACCAUGCCCAGCUAAAGUCGAAUAUGCCACACCUGUGUUUGCCAAAAACUAUCAAGGCUCAUGGCGAUAUGUGGUGCAAAUUCCCUACGAAGGCUACUUUACCCAGACAGUUGAGGUGACCCGUUGUAUUCAAUCCCGCUGUCAUUAUCUAGAUGGAGGCUGUCUUUCAUCCCCACGUUGGGUUAGCCUUUUAGUUGCUGAGAUCUUCUAUCCUAGUGCUGACGAUUCUACAUCCACAACUACAGCAGCACCAUCAGUUCAAGACUUCCAGGCCUAUCAGCAAUAUCUACAAAAACGAGCUGGUGUAGCGUCAGCAUCGGAUGGAACAACUACAGCAAAUGAUCCCAGUCAGCAUUGUGAUGGCCAAGACGAGAUUGGUUGCUUCCAAGUUCGACUGUAUUAUGAUUGGUUCUUGAUACCAGGUUCAUGCAAAUGCUGGCGUCCAGAUUAUUUUGCCAAAUAUGUUAGAAGAAAGUCAGUCACCGAUUUGUAAAUUUAAAAAUUAAAAAAAAAAAUCAAUACAAAAUCAAAUGCAUAGAUUUAGGUUUGCACCGAGCACUGACUGAUAUAAUAAAUGAGCGUGCUUAAAAUUUUCAGAGGGAUGGUUGAGGGGUUAAGAAAAAGCAUAUAUAAUUUGCACUUUUGUAUUUCUAAAGAAAAAAUACAUACAAAUGUAUGCAUAUAUAUUUAUUUAUUUAAAAAUUUUACUCAGUUUAGAAUAUGUGUAUAUAAAAUAGGAUAGAAUUAA
Episyrphus balteatus (marmalade hoverfly) is the source of this 1446-nucleotide messenger RNA. RefSeq lists its product as uncharacterized. Gene Ontology annotation, cellular component: extracellular region. The annotation marks the transcript as partial. The record is from RefSeq and is a predicted model, not a curated record. Lineage: Eukaryota; Metazoa; Arthropoda; Insecta; Diptera; Syrphidae. Gene Ontology annotation, molecular function: growth factor activity; Toll binding. Gene Ontology annotation, biological process: regulation of Toll signaling pathway; central nervous system formation; innate immune response. The transcript has 4 exons.